AUGGCGUCCGUCGGCGCGCUCUCGCUGCAGGUGUACGUGUUCCAGGAGCCGACACACAACCUGUGGCUGAUGCUGGAAGGGCCAAAUCUGCAAGUUGGCAACCCCCAGUUCGGACCAUACCUCGUAUUUUUCCUUCUCUCUCUGUGGAUCCUCGCGGCUGCCUUUGCCACAUACGUCGAGGGGCCAUUCAUGCGAGCGAUGGCGAGCAAGUGGAAGCGCGCCCCGCCAGCUGAAUGGACU
This is a messenger RNA of Emiliania huxleyi CCMP1516, 240 nucleotides long. RefSeq lists its product as hypothetical. NCBI's taxonomy places the organism in Eukaryota, Haptophyta, Isochrysidales, Noelaerhabdaceae. The transcript has a single exon. The record is from RefSeq and is a predicted model, not a curated record. The annotation marks the transcript as partial.